AAGAAGAAUAAGGUUAUUCCGAAGGGUAAAGCCACAAAGAAGUCACAGAUCAAGAAAGAUGAACUGGAGCCUACACGGAAACACCACCAAGAGGAGGGCUUUGACAGCUUGGGUGAGAGCCUACCAGUGGAAGUGUUAGUUAAUAUUUUCAAGAUGGUAGUUCACCAAUAUGGUGCCAUUCCUGUGCAGCUAAUGCAAUGUUUCAUGUAGCCCUUCUCAUGUUGCAUUUCAUCGGUGCUUCUGUCUUUCUUAAAAUGGAGAUUCUAGUCAUAGAACUUAGAUUAAAUAAACAAUCCUGAUCAAUGCAAGCAAUGAACAUGGAAACUAUCAGAGCUAACUGAUAUUGUAUUUGUAAUAAAACUAUUUAAACAUUGUAUUUUACUCUCUGUUCACUGCUUUAGGGUGUCUAGGGUGUGCCACCUAUAGAAUGCUGCUGCAGCCAGUCCAGCUCUGUGGAGCAGUGUGUCCGUGGAUUACUGUUGGUUGAAACCUGGUAAAACUCAGUUACCUAUAACGGAAUUUAAGAUCAGGAACAGUGUAAGCUGGCUUGCACAGAACAGGUCAGUACUAUUUAGUACAUUUUUAAACAGAAUAACAUAGUUUCAGACACUGGGAAACUCUGUAUGUAGACCUACUAAGUAACAUGUGGAUUGGAUAGGCUAGUUCUGGGGUUUCACAAACACUGAUUAAGCCAAGUCAUGGACUAAAAAGCACUUUCAGUCCAGGGCUUAAUUUGUGUCCAGGAAAUAGACCGACCCAUAGAGUAAUUGUAUUCUAGGCCCUAAAAACAAUUUAGUAAUUGAAAAACGAACAUUAACUGACUAUUAACUAUGCCUCUAUAAAUAAGUAACAAUGGUACUUUUCUGUUAUUUUGUUUAGAAGAUUCUCCCAACUAAGAGACUUCUCUUAAUCACUGGAAAAAUAAUGUUGAUCAUGUUAUAGAGAUAAGUUAUAAUCUACAGAAUACAAAUGUAACAUUAGUGUUUGUUUUGCCAUUUCCUGCUACCAUUAGCCUAAUGUUUGUUGCCUCAUAUCUGUUCGAAAUUUUUAUUGGAUCCAUGCACUUUACUAAUGUUGAAUGUAGACUAAGAAUAGUUUGACAUAGUUUUCCUUUCUAUCGUUGUUAAUUGUUUGAUAACUUCACACCAUUAGUCUCCCGAGUGGCGCAGUGGUCUAAGGCACUGCAUCGCAGUGCUAGCUGUGCCACUAGAGAUCCUGGUUCGAAUCCAGGCUCUGUCGUAGCCGGCCGCGACCGGGAGACCCAUGGGGCGGCGCACAAUUGGCCCAGGGUAGGGGAGGGAAUGGCCGGCAGGGGAUGUAGCUCAGUUGGUAGAGCAUGGCGUUUGCAACGCCAGGGUUGUGGGUUCGAUAAAAUAAUGUAUGUGCUAACUGUAAGUCGCUCUGGAUAAGAGCGUCUGCUAAAUGACUAAAAUGAAAGUCAACAUGAAAUUAGCAGAAGUUAUUAUUUCCUGUUGAAGUCUGAUUGCAUUUCAGGUUUUCUUUAUCAGAAACAUCCCACUGUUUAAUUAACAGAUUGUGCCCCAGUCCUGCCUUCAUCCUCGCUCACUCAAGCUGCCAUACUGUACAGGCGUGACGGAGAAGGCCUUUCAGAGCCUUAGUGGCAGCUGUCGGUAA
This is a messenger RNA of Coregonus sp. 'balchen', 1635 nucleotides long. The record is from the annotation of a GenBank genome assembly. NCBI's taxonomy places the organism in Eukaryota, Metazoa, Chordata, Actinopteri, Salmoniformes, Salmonidae.